Messenger RNA from Aspergillus ibericus CBS 121593, 621 nucleotides. RefSeq names its product HNH endonuclease signature motif containing protein. NCBI's taxonomy places the organism in Eukaryota, Fungi, Ascomycota, Eurotiomycetes, Eurotiales, Aspergillaceae. The transcript has a single exon. The annotation marks the transcript as partial. The record is from RefSeq and is a predicted model, not a curated record.
GUGGCGAUUCGGCAGUGCCGAACGCGGGACAAGAUGUGCGUAAUCACGCACUGUCCAGCAGAUUUAACGGAUGUAAUCCAUCUAUAUCCUUUUUCGAUGUCAGUCCCAGAUGCUCCUGGUGCUAGUACUUUCUGGGAUGGCCUUAGACGAUUCUGGAAAAAGGAGCGUGUGGACGCAUGGCACCAGGCCAUCUUUGGCGAUUUAUCGGGUACCGAAAAGACCGAGAAUCUCAUAUGUCUAGAUCCAUGGGCUCAUCGUCUGCAUGCUAAAGGCUAUUUUGCCCUGGAGCCUGUCAGGACUGAUCCUGAGGGCAAGUGGAUGGUAUUGAGGAUAUGGUGGUUGAAGGUUAAUGCCUCCGGGGGAGCUGUUAGACUAAGCAAUAUUCCCGACCUGCCAGGAGAUGUGGAGCCGGCUGACUACGGCAUUGGUAUGAUGAAUUUUCGCACGCAGAAGCCGAUCCGCUCUGGGGACGAGAUAACUCUACAGACCCCAGAUCCGGUCAACCUUCCCCUCCCCGACAUCAGGAUUCUGGAGCUUCAAUGGAUGAUGAACAGGGUAGCCGCCAUGCGCGGUGGAGCUGAGCCGGAUGACUUGGAAGAAGAUUCACAUUCAUCCGAAGGC